GCAUUCAGAUGGCACCAUAUAAGGCUUUAUAUGGACGAAAGUGUAGAUCACCUAUUUAUUGGGAUGAUGUGGGCGAAAGGAAGUUGUUAGGGCCUGAGAUUGUGCAACAAACAGUGGACAAGAUCAAUCUUAUUAGAGAGCGACUUCGCACGGCACAGAGUAGACAGAAAAGUUAUGCAGAUAACAGGAGACGUGAUUUGGUGUUUGGGGUUGGAGACCAUGUAUUCCUUAAGGUGUCUCCUAUGAAAGGAGUAAUGAGGUUUGGUGUUCGUGGUAAAUUGAGUCCUAGAUUUGUUGGGCCAUUUGAGGUUUUAGAUCGAAUUGGUGAGGUAGCUUACAGACUUGCCCUACCACCUUCACUAGUUGGAGUUCAUAAUGUUUUUCAUGUCUCAAUGUUAAGGAAGUAUAUACCGGAUCCUAGUCAUGUGAUUGAUCAUGCACCAUUGCAGUUUAAGGAGGAUUUGACAUAUGAGGAACACCCUAUACGAAUUGCUGAUAGGAAAGAACAGGUUUUGAGGCGUCGAGUCAUUCACUAUGUUAAGGUUCAAUGGAGUAAUCACUCGGAAAGAGAAGCUACUUGGGAACUUGAGGAUGAAAUGAGACAAAAGUAUCCACAACUUUUUGAGACUCCAGGUAUGUCAAAUUUCGAGGACAAAAUUUCUUUUAAGUGGGGAAGAAUGUAAAAUCCAAAAUUUUAUGUGUAGAAUUAUUUUUGGUUAAAGUAGUAAUUAAAUUAAUUUAUAUGGGUCAUUUUAGUAACAUCAAGGAAUUAGUUAUGAGGUGGU
Molecule: messenger RNA, 785 nt
Organism: Camellia sinensis
Lineage: Eukaryota; Viridiplantae; Streptophyta; Magnoliopsida; Ericales; Theaceae
Source: RefSeq, a predicted model, not a curated record